Marmota monax (woodchuck) is the source of this 3445-nucleotide messenger RNA. It is a transcript of the gene Mylip, whose product is annotated as myosin regulatory light chain interacting protein. The transcript is spliced from 7 exons. Gene Ontology annotation, molecular function: cytoskeletal protein binding; ubiquitin-protein transferase activity. Gene Ontology annotation, cellular component: cytoskeleton. The record is from RefSeq and is a predicted model, not a curated record. Lineage: Eukaryota; Metazoa; Chordata; Mammalia; Rodentia; Sciuridae. Gene Ontology annotation, biological process: ubiquitin-dependent protein catabolic process. The coding region runs from base 712 to 1980 and encodes 422 amino acids.
GGACGCGCGCGCCCGGGACCCCGGCGCCGCCGGGGUCGCGGGUACAGCCGGGAGCUGCCACCCCGUCCCCUAACCCGUUACUUUCCCCAAACAAGGUGGACCGGCACACCUGCUGCAGGUGUGCGCGUGAUGCCGCCCACGGGUCCCCGCAGGGCCUGGCAGCGCCACUCGUGUUCCAGGAUAGGGUGGCUCGAGGUAGUCUUGGGUCCCGGGCUUUCUUGGCAGACAAGCCGGGUCCUUGUCUCAUUCUGCUUCUCCAAGGGCCGGUUCACCUGCUUCGGAUUUGCGGGGGAGAAAGGACUUGGAGAGGUUUGGGCUGUCUACUGCUUGGUUGUCUUCAAGCAUGUGAUUCGGUGAGAGUGAAGAAAGGUGCCCUACAGUGUAUGAAUGGUUGGUAUGACAGACAGAGCCUUUGAUCCCUGUGAAACACCCUGCCUUCAAAUCCUUGAGACCUGAGAUGUUUGGAAAACCGCUUAGCUGGAAAAAGCUUAGCUGACACUUGUGGCGUCUUUCCUCAAUGUGUUUGUUUUUUGGAAUCCAGAUGGUUAAAAUUGUCCAGAUAAUAAAGCUGCCAAAUCAGCUGUGCAGAUUGUGCUGGUGGAGGGAAUUCCAGAGAUCCGAUUAAGAGGGAAACUACCCUGUGGCUGCCCCUCCUUCAGCCUUUCUACACGGCUACUUUGGGGGACUCCUUUUUCUCUACUGCAGUCAAUCAUGCUGUUGAUAGUCAAGGUGUGCAGGCGAUUGGGAAUCAUAGAAGUUGAUUAUUUUGGACUGCAGUUUACGGGUAGCAAAGGUGAAAGUUUAUGGCUAAAUCUGAGAAACCGGAUCUCCCAGCAGAUGGAUGGGCUAGCGCCCUACCGGCUUAAGCUGAGAGUCAAGUUCUUCGUGGAACCUCAUCUCAUCUUACAGGAGCAGACGAGGCACAUCUUUUUCCUGCACAUCAAGGAGUCGCUCUUGGCAGGCCACCUCCAGUGUUCCCCAGAGCAGGCUGUGGAACUCAGUGCCCUCCUGGCCCAGACCAAGUUUGGGGACUAUAACCAGAACACUGCCAAGUAUAACUACGAGGAGCUGUGUGCGAAGGAGCUCUCCAGUGCUGCGUUGAACAGCAUCGUUGCAAAGCACAAGGAGCUGGAGGGCACCAGCCAGGCUUCGGCCGAGUACCAGGUUCUGCAGAUCGUGUCUGCCAUGGAGAACUACGGCAUAGAGUGGCACGCUGUGAGGGACAGCGAAGGGCAGAAGCUCCUCAUUGGGGUGGGACCCGAGGGAAUCUCAGUCUGCAAGGAAGACUUCAGCCCCAUUAAUAGGAUAGCUUACCCUGUGGUGCAGAUGGCUACCCAGUCAGGAAAGAACGUGUACUUGACAGUCACCAAGGAGUCUGGGAACAGCAUUGUGCUCCUGUUUAAAAUGAUCAGCACCAGGGCGGCCAGUGGCCUCUACCGAGCAAUCACCGAGACGCACGCGUUCUACAGGUGUGACACAGUGACCAGCGCCGUCAUGAUGCAGUACAGUCGUGACUUGAAGGGCCACUUGGCAUCUCUGUUUCUAAACGAAAACAUUAACCUCGGCAAGAAGUAUGUCUUCGAUAUUAAAAGAACAUCCAAGGAGGUGUACGACCACGCCAGGAGGGCUCUGUACAACGCUGGCGUUGUGGACCUCAUUUCCAGGAGUGACCAGAGCCCCCCCAGCUCUCCCCUGAAGUCCUCAGAGAGCAGCAUGAACUGCAGCAGCUGCGAGGGCUUCAGCUGCCAGCAGACCCGGGCGCUGCAGGAGAAGCUGCGCAAGCUCAAGGAAGCCAUGCUGUGCAUGGUGUGCUGCGAGGAGGACAUCGACUCCACCUUCUGCCCCUGCGGCCACACCGUGUGCUGCGAGAGCUGCGCCGCCCAGCUGCAGUCGUGCCCAGUCUGCAGGUCCCGCGUGGAGCACGUGCAGCACGUCUACCUGCCCACGCACACCAGCCUCCUCAACCUCACUGUCAUCUAGCCUGUCCUGCGUCCAUCGACAUGCCAUAUUUCCACGAACUGCACUAUUGUAAACUAUAAGAAGGACAACUGUGGAGAGAACCCCACUCCCAACCACCCAUCUGCCAUGCCGCAUUGAAAAAACAAAGAAAAAAGAAGAAAAACCGGAACACAAGUUCUCACUCCAAAAUCACAUCUGUGUGCAGAACCAACACCCCCGGGGUGGGGGCCUGGAAGACUCUGGAACGUGACACAUUCCUUGUCUUGCGUUUUUUUAUGAUCAAGUAAAGGAAUAGGUAAGGUCUUCUGUGUCAGUUAAGUGGCAGCGUAGCCAAGAAGUGGGUACAAAUGACCUCCUAAGUCUCCGCGGUGCAUCCUGAGGGAGGCUCCCACCUGCGGCAGGCUUUGUCAGAAUUAGUUUCACGAAUUUACUUGGUUCUUUUUGUAAGGUCAUGGAGAGCGGAACAUUCUUAAUAGGAACAUUUUUCUUAAAUAGUUGUCAUUAUAUGUCAUUUUUGUUUUUAUAACUUGUUCAAGAAUGACUGGAUGCAGGCAGGUCUCAGAGUCCAUCCCGUGACUCCGGACAGUUUGGCAGCCGAAGUGCAGGUUUCAAUGGGACCGGCAACAGACAGCCGGGAGCAGCUCCGUUCUUUCCCUUCCCUGCCCGCUGUGCCCAGGCCUUUGGGGAUCAGAUGCUGCCAGUUUGGUUGAAGGGUCUCUGGCACAGUCAAGCACUCCUUGGGCUUUGGAUUGGUGGGACAUUUUAAGAUUGGAAAGGGAGAGCGCUUUCCUGGACGGGGAAGCCUCGCUCACCCACGCCACGCCACGCCCCGGCACCUGCGAGGUCCUGUCUUCACUCCUGGUCCCUCGCCGCCAGCUUCACCCAUGGGUGUUGCUGUGCUUGAAUGAUCUGAGGUCCUCAGCCUUAUCAUACAUUUCUAGAUACUGCCUCCUCCUUGUUGUGUGGUUUAGCGGGGUUUUGUUUUGUUUUAUUGGGUUGUUUUUUUUUGGGUUUGCGUAUGUGCUUUUUAAGUAAGUGUUUAGAUCUUCUUUGGGUGGAUCCCGCCAUGGGGUUCUUUGGUUUCUCUAUUCUUAGACAUAUUUUUCACUCCCACUGGGCAUUUUGGAAGCUGGUUAGUUAGCAGGUUUUCAAGGAUGUCAGGAAACCUACGUGACCUUAUCGGGUGCAAUACUAGCUGAGUUAAAGCUAGGAACUACACUGUCACUUUACUGAUAUUUCUGAGUAUACUUUUCAUAUUGCCUUAAUGUAGCAGUAAUGUGUUUAUGCAUUUGUUUCUUUGCACAGACGUUUUGUCAAAUAUUAAAACUCUACUUUUUUAUGGCACAUAUUAGCAUUAUAAGCCUUUAUUCCAAGAGGUAUUUAUUUUUUCACUUGUAAAAAAAUAAUGUUUCCACAUAAAGAACUCUGUUAUAUCCUAGAGGACUUCUGUCUUUUAUAUUCAGGAUAAUAAAGAAUUUAAAGCAAA